Babesia sp. Xinjiang is the source of this 2085-nucleotide messenger RNA. RefSeq names its product tRNA-specific 2-thiouridylase MnmA (gene mnmA). Gene Ontology annotation, biological process: tRNA processing. The coding region runs from base 1 to 2085 and encodes 694 amino acids. Gene Ontology annotation, molecular function: sulfurtransferase activity. The transcript is spliced from 7 exons. Lineage: Eukaryota; Apicomplexa; Aconoidasida; Piroplasmida; Babesiidae. The record is from RefSeq and is a predicted model, not a curated record.
AUGCAGGUUGUUGUGUUAUGUUUAAUCGGUAGAAGUGUGUCACUGUCUAAGUCUGGGUUACACAUCCGUAAUUUUAGCGGCCACUUAGCUUUAAAUGGCGUUAGUACGAUACGAAAUAACGUGCAACACAAUAAUAUACCGCUAUAUAACACGCUGACUCUACGUGGUAGAAGAAACGAUGGUGUAUAUACACCUCAUCUCGGCUGCCACGCCUUCACACACGAAACGGGCUCCUAUUCUGCUGCAAAGCCCUCUGUUAAUCCUUGUUGGUCUAUUCCAAAGGACUAUGUGCCACCAUCAAUAGAGGAUUCUUGCAAGGAUGCCGAGGGAACCCUGGAUGGAGGCAUUCUGGCAACUCGUGAACUCAUCAGAUCACUGAAAUCGGAACUAUCUAGCCUGGAAGAUCAUGAUAAAUGUAUAUCAAAGUUGGUGUCAAUGGGCUCUAAAAUUUUCAAGGAUGCUCCUGAGCCUUCUGUGAUGAGAGUACCUCCACGUAGUCUGUCAGAUAUUAACAGUUUCCGUUUACCCGUUGCUGGAAACGAUAGUGUAAAAUAUCGCAAUUACUUCGUCUAUAAGCUACCAGUGGAUGUGGAUUAUAAGCUAGUUACAGGUUGUGUAGCUUCUAUCUUCGUUGCCGUCCACGUGGAUGGCACUGGCAUUGUCUACGUUGAUGGGACGUCAGACUCUUUGAUAACCAAGGCUAUUCUAUCACUUAUAAUUGACAGUGUUGCGUUAAAAAGUGUCGAAGAUGUGCUUCAAGUAACCGCUAGUGAUGUUGGACAUGAGUCCGUGCUAGGUGGUCUUGGUUUCAUGAAACGUGAUGGUGUUGGCAGCAUCUUAUCCCACAUAAAAUCUGAGGUUCGGGCACAAAGUGCCUCUACAACCGUUGCGCCGCAGCUCAAACUUCGCCCAAGUAUUAUGAAAAAGAGAAGGAUUGCAAUGUUGUUAAGUGGCGGUGUGGACUCAUCUAUUGCAUUAUGGUCAUUAAAAUCCCGUGGUUACGAUGUCGAAGCAUUUUAUUUGAAGGUUUGGGGUGUUGCCAAUGAUGAUGAUAUGGGUACUUGCCAGUGGGCUAGUGACGUUGAGCACGCCAUGGACGUUUGCAAACGUCUUGAAGUGCCGCUCCAUAUAUUGCCAUUUCAGGAUCUGUACCAUGAACGUGUACUAGACCCGUAUAUUGAGGGUACAAGGUUGGGAGAGACCCCAAACCCUGACGUUUGUUGUAACGAGUUUAUCAAGUUUGGUGUAUUUUUGGAUUAUGCAACACGUUGGGGGUUCAGCCAUGUUGCAUCUGGUCAUUACGCAUCCGUGUUUGACGACACUUGUACCGACGGUUUCCCCGGUAAGGUAACACGCUUGCGUUUAUGCAAGGAUCUUUCUAAAGAUCAGACUUAUUUUUUGAGUCGUUUGAGUCAAUCUCAGUUACAACGUGUGCUAUUUCCUCUGAAUGGUCUUUUGAAGAGUGAAGUUCGUGAGAUUGCCCGUACUUUAUGUUUGUCUAAUCAUGAUCGGAAGGAUUCUGUUGGUUUAUGUUUUUUGGGUAAGGUGAAUGUGCGAUCAUUUUUGUCCGAGCGUCUUGGCCGAUGUCCCGGUCCGAUCGUUGACUGCGAGAGCAUGAAACGUGUCGGUGAGCAUCCAGGGUUGUACCACUUUACAAUAGGUCAACGUGAGGGUAUUGCUCAGUACCUUAGUUCGGUCCGUGAGACUUAUAAAUUACGUCACGUUGUUGGCAAGGACGUGGGUACCAAUACUUUAUAUGUUAGUUCGUGCUACCACACUGGUAGAUACGUGGAUGAGGGUGGCAUACGUCGCCGUUUUUUUAUCCGCGAUAUAACGUGGAAUAUACCGGAUUAUCAUCGUUAUAUAUUAUGUGGCGUUGACGGUGAGCGUAGGUUAUCACUGAAGUUACGACACUCUCCAAAUUUCGCUACCGGUAAAAUUGAAUUCAACAGCCCUGCGCAGCCCACUGGCGCGACGGUAAACUUGGACCGUGCAGACGUUGGUCUGGCUACAGGUCAAUAUGCAGUUUUUUAUGCAGGCAACGAUUGCAUAGGUGCCGGUAAGAUCGUGGCUAGCGCGGACUAG